CUAGGGCACAGCGUGAAGCUUGGCCCUGGCACAUGGAUGGCGCAGCUGCAGAGUCCUACUGCCCUGGCACUGGGGAUAGACCCACUUGGCCUGCCUAGUGAUAUCACCCCUUUGCUAAAGGAUCCUAUAGCCUUCAGGACUGUGAUUGAUAUUUUGGAACAUCGUGUGAGGACACACUAUCCACAGAUCGACUUCAUUGCGGGUCUGGAUUCUCGUGGUUUCCUCUUUGGCCCAGUUCUGGCACAGAGACUAGGGAUUGGCUGUGUGUUAAUACGAAAAAAGGGGAAGCUUCCGGGUCCCACAGAAUCCGUCUCAUACACUCUUGAAUAUGGCCAGGCUGAACUUGAAAUCCAGAGCGAUGCCUUGGAACCGGGAGAGAAAGUGGUCCUCGUUGAUGACCUGCUUGCGACUGGAGGUACCAUGUGUGCAGCCUGUGAGCUGAUGAAGAAGCUGAAGGCUGAUGUCCUAGAAUGCGUGGUGGUCAUAGAGUUAAAAUCUCUGAAAGGGGCAGAAAAACUGAAACCCUUACCAGUCUACUCUCUGCUGCAAUAUGACUAAUGAGCUUCAGAUCAGAGAAGGUUGCUAUGGUCUGAUUGAGGCUGCCUUCUGAAGAUCUGCUGCUGUUUCUUAUCUUGAUCAAUUGUUUGAAGGCAACAAGCACAAUUAACUAUUUUUGGGUGAGAGGAAUGGGAGCUGUGGAUAAUACGUUCCUAUGUGUUUUAUUCCAUUAUUUCCUUGAGAGACGAUAAUACUAACCUUGACUUCAGUUUAGGUAUUGAACAAGUGCUAUAUCAUAACUACUCCUGUUUAUUUUCCAAGUCAAAGAUUAAAACUUCCUUUUAGAGAGAUCAAUGUGUAAAUGGUGCUGCUAAGGGCAGUAGUGAACUAGAUGGAGAACUGAGGUGAUGCCUUUUGUGGGACCCAUGUACUGGCUUUUGUUUUCAGCCAAAAAUAGUCAGUACCAUGCUGAGACUUUGUAAUAGGCUCAUUAGAAAUACCAGAGAUGGAAAUGAAUUAUUAUAAAACAGUUCAACAUUGUAUCUGGCUUCAGAAGAUUGGAUGCAGUGUUCUCUGCUUUCCUUUGGGACGCUGUGUGUGUUUGUGUUCCU
Messenger RNA from Terrapene triunguis (Three-toed box turtle), 1109 nucleotides. RefSeq names its product adenine phosphoribosyltransferase-like. NCBI's taxonomy places the organism in Eukaryota, Metazoa, Chordata, Testudines, Emydidae. Gene Ontology annotation, cellular component: cytoplasm. The transcript has 5 exons. The record is from RefSeq and is a predicted model, not a curated record. Gene Ontology annotation, biological process: AMP salvage; adenine salvage. The coding region runs from base 37 to 558 and encodes 173 amino acids. Gene Ontology annotation, molecular function: adenine binding; adenine phosphoribosyltransferase activity; AMP binding.